CCCAUACCGAUCCAACCCUCGCACACACGUGCAGCUCAUCACUCCCACCAACGAACACAUCUGAGUGUCUAGGCGUUCCCCCCGCCCAGCUGCAGGGCGGCCAGAGCCAUCUCCUCCAGCGCACUCACGUCGUUUGUCUUUGUCUUCUUGCGUCGCUUGGGCGCCCUCUCCUGCUGCUCCCCAGCACUGCUCUCCUCAUCCGAUGCCGAUGCCGAUGCCGCACCGUCGUCUUGGUCCAGCAUCAUUGCUAGCGUUGCGCCGCCUGGCUCAUGGUCAUGGUCGUCCUCCUCACCGGCACCGCCCCGCUGCUCGCGGUGCCUCUGCUUCUUGAGCUGGGACUUUUUCCUCUUGUGCUUGGCCUGGACACGCUCACGCUGAAGCUCCUGCAGUCAGCCACACGCACACAGAGAGAGAGGGAGAGAGAGAUUGAGAAUAGCGGCUGGUGCAUUGUGGGUGUGGUGUGCAGUCCUUACUGUGUCUUGUUGGCUUCUCCUUGCGAGUCGGCGCUUCAUCUGUGCGAGGAAACGCUGCCGACCGCUCAGGCCGGCAUCGGCCGUCGCAUCAUCGUCAUCGCUCUGGUCUUCUUCUCGGUUGCAGCUCUCGUCGACGGGCGGCCUGAUCGACAAGACAAGAUAUGUGGAGGGAUGCACUGAUUGUGUCUGUGUGCGUGUCUGUGUCUCGCUCUCAUUCUCACUGUGUGUCUGCUGCAGGAGUGUGUUCGGCUUCCUGCUGCUCGUCAGAGUCGUCAUCAUCGUCGUGGAAGAAGGUGUGCCGCUCCUCACUCAGCUUGCUCAGCCCAGCUGCACACACGCACCGACACACCGACACACACACACACACACACAGGGAGACCACCAGCUAGGCAUGAGUGACCACUGGGUGUCUUGACGCCUGUGGGAGCAGGCAUACCGAGUCCCUUGACCUUGGCCGUGCCGUCAGCGCGAAAUCGAAUGCGCUGCUUACGCAAUGCUGCCGAGUAUCACACACGGACAAUCACACAGACAGACAGACAGGCAGAAUCACAAUUGGUAGGCAGCACUUCUCUGUCCGCUCACUCACUCACCUUGCUCCAGCAUCUGCUGCCUCUUCCGCUGAUGCACCGACUCGUCCACAAUCGGCGGCUGCCUCUCUCGUGAGCCAGACGACCCACCCACGGGCACCAGCAGCUCAUCGUCGUCAUCCUCCUCCUCGUCGUCACCGUCACGAGCAUCCGGCUCGUGAGCCUUCCGCUCUUGCGCGUGUCGUCUCUCUCCCUUGACGGUGUCGCCCCCUCGACGCUCGGUGGAUGACGUCUGCGUGGGAGUUGGUAAUGGUGUGUGUGUUGACACAGCGCCACCAGCACCACCCUCCCUCCUCAGCUGCUUCUCCACCUUGCGCAGCCGGAUCUUCUCUUUCAGCUUCUCCAAGUUGCUCAUCUUUCGCCCUCCUGGGGCGGGGGCGGGGGCAGACGCACCAAUCUCACGCUGCUCGCCCUCGUCGUCGCCGUCGUCGUCGCUCUCCUCGCCGUUGCCGUCAUCCGCCGUCCCGCCCGCAGUACUGAUGUGGAUGUCUGGGGCGGUGGGGAGGCCCAGUGAGAGAGCGAAGGCGGGCAGGUCGGUCUGCUCGAGUGUGUUGGUGCCGCUGGACGAUGGCGAGAGGAGAUGGAGGGACCGGAUGUACGAGCAGAAGGCGCGCUGGGCCAGGUACUUGAUGUGCGGACUGAGAGGGGGAGGCACACACACACGCGCGGGCAGACAGGAAGGCAUUUGUGUGUGUGUGUGUGUGUGUGUGUGUUUGUGGCUGGCGUGACGUACUUUGCUACGAGUGUGGCUUGGAGCUUGCCUUGCACCGACAUGCGCUUCUUGGGAUUCAUCGAUAUCACACUCACCUCAAUCUGCACACACACACACACACAGAGAGAGAGAGAGAGAGCAAUGCCGCAUCCAACCACCCCACCCCACUCCCCCUCCACCAUACGGCUGACCUUUCUCUCCCUGAGUCUGUCGACGAAUCCCUUCUCGCACGGCAUGAGGAAGAGCAGCCCGUGGCCCACACUCGUGUACCUGGCCGUCCGGCCCACCCGAUGAAUGUACGAGUCGACACAGUCGGGACAGUCCACCUGCACCACCCAGUCCACAUCAGGGAAGUCCACACCCCGCGCAGCCACGUCAGUCGCCAGCAGCGCCACACCACCCCCGCCGCCUCCUUUGCCGGCCGCUCGGCUGACGAACGACUGGAAAACCUCCAGCCGCUUUAGCUGCGACUGCUUGCCGUGCAGUUCCAUCAGGGAACACCCUGCGCACACACACGAAGAGAGAGAGGGAGAGAGAGAGAGAAAGGGGGAUGCAUGUGUGUAGGUGUGUGUGUGUGACGUACCCGGUUUUAGUACUCUGAGGACUUCGUAGAGGUACCUGACUUGUUUGGUUGACGAGAGGAACACGAUCAUCUUCUUGGCGGCGUGUGUGCGGAGGAAGGCAAAGAGCGUGUCGACCUUCCUCUCCAGCGGCACCACCAUGUAGGUCUGCCGCAGACGGACCGGCGUCGCUGUCGACGCAUUGGCGUGCACACGCAGGUACUCAUGAGCCGACUGCAGACACAGACACACACACACAGACAGACAGGUGUGUGGCUGUUUCUCUCUCUCAUCUGUGUGUGUGUUGGUGGCUGACCUUCAUCAUUGUCUUAGCGAGGUCCUUGACGGCAUGGUGCAGGGUGGCCGAAAAGAGGAGCGUCUGCCUGUCGGAGGGCAGGUACUCGAGGAUGCGCUCCAUGGUGUCGCGGAAACCCAUGUCCAUCACGCGAUCCGCCUCGUCCAACACUAUGGCAACACACACACACACACACACACCGAUAGAACCACACACGCACACAUAAUGGCCAACGCACCGAGCAUCUGCAGGUGCUGUGUGUCGAAGAGGGGCGUCUGCUCGAGGUGCUGCAGCAGCCUCCCCGGCGUGGCCACGAUGACCGACAGCAGGCUCAGCCGCUCCUGCUCGUUCUUGACGUCCUUGCCGCCAAUCAGACAACCAUACGACAAAGUGUGGUACCUGACACACACACGCGCACACAUACACACAUGCAUACAGAGAGGGGGAGGGAUGCAGGCAGACAGGGAGGGAGAGAGGGAGUGUCAUCUGUCUAUUAUCUUUCUUACUUGCCGACUUUGCUGAGUACGUCGAAUAUCUGUGCGGCCAGCUCUCGAGUGGGCGAGAGCAGCAGAGCCCCCAGCCCGUCGGUGCGGCCCCACCGACGCCGAUACAGCAACUCCAACACCUGCAACACAAACACGCACAGCGAAACACAUCCAUCCAUCCAUCCAUCCAGCUCUCUCUCUCUCUCUCUCUCUCUCUGUGUGUGUGUGUGUGUGUGUGUGGUGUAAGCUGACCGGUAUAACGAAUGCGAGUGUCUUGCCCGAUCCCGUCUUGGCCUCCCCCAGCACGUCACGGCCACACAGGGCAUGGGGGAUGGCCGCACGCUGGAUCUCCGUCAUCCGCGCAUAGCCCCCCUCACGCAGCCCCUGCAGCGAGUGACGCGAUAUCGGCAAAUCCGAGAACAGAUGCACCGUCAUGACGCCCGUGGCUGGCAGGUUGUCCUGGUCAUCAUCAUGAGGGUCCUGAUGUGAUGAUACUGAUGCUUUGGCGAGAGAAGCGACGAUGGGCGGCUGCCACUGCUGGCCUGGCUGCGGGCACUCGAUGAGAGUUCGCUGGGUCAGCUCGGUGAUCUCGGCAGCGUCCCGAUUGCUGCGGCUGACCUUUGGGUUUGCGGGCCGUCCUUGGCCUCUGCUCCCUCGUUUGUGAUGGCCGCGGCCUCUGUGACCGCUGCCGCCUCGUCCCGACUGAUGAUAAGAAUCACGGCCUCCGCUCUCUGUUGAUGACGCGUUUCCACGAGGACGGGAAGAAGAUGACCCGCGUUUUCGCUCCCGAUUCUUCAUCAUGGUAACGUGUUGGCGAUGACACGUAGGCUGAAUGAGAUCUGCU
This is a messenger RNA of Vitrella brassicaformis, 3956 nucleotides long. NCBI's taxonomy places the organism in Eukaryota, Vitrellaceae. The record is from the annotation of a GenBank genome assembly.